Messenger RNA from Etheostoma cragini (Arkansas darter), 627 nucleotides. It is a transcript of the gene efhc1, whose product is annotated as EF-hand domain (C-terminal) containing 1. Gene Ontology annotation, biological process: cilium-dependent cell motility; mitotic cytokinesis; mitotic spindle organization. NCBI's taxonomy places the organism in Eukaryota, Metazoa, Chordata, Actinopteri, Perciformes, Percidae. Gene Ontology annotation, molecular function: alpha-tubulin binding. The record is from RefSeq and is a predicted model, not a curated record. Gene Ontology annotation, cellular component: mitotic spindle; axoneme.
AUGUUCAGGUGUCUCUUUGCAUCCGGUCAUCAGCACUCUACUUAUUUCUAUCCAGAGACCUUUCCCAGCUGUGUGCUGGAGGCUUCAACAGCGGAAGUAGAUGAGUACUACUCCCCCAAAGACUUCCAUGUGGGUCAAACGAUAAAGCUGAUGGGCCGUUGCUUCCUGCUUUAUGACUGUGAUGGAUUCACUAAAGAGUAUUACCAAAAAAACCAACCUGAUAUUGAGAUGAAACCCUCAGAGGGACCAAAAAAGACUGACCUGCUUCAGGAGAGAAAGGAGGUUCCUCCCUAUAAUGGAUUUGGUUCUCUUGAAACUCUCCAGAAUUGUUUGUCUUUAAUUCCUAAGACUCACAAAAAGAAUGUGCUAAAGAUGCUGGAAAACCAACACAAAGUGUUGCGCUACAGUGCCAGCCCGGACUCCCGGAAUCUCGCAAAUGAGGGCCGAUAUUUCAUUCUGUCCUAUUUCCUGUCAGAUGACAUGAUCAGUAUUUUUUUGAAGCACAUCCCCGGUAUCAUUGUUGGCCAGGUCCUGAAAAAGACACACAGGCCCAAACCAGUCACUACAGAGGACAAACUUGAGUUUUACUCCCCUGCAGACUUUAGAGCUAUUAGAGCCAAUGUGUAG